Molecule: messenger RNA, 3228 nt
Organism: Aureobasidium musti
Lineage: Eukaryota; Fungi; Ascomycota; Dothideomycetes; Dothideales; Saccotheciaceae
Source: the annotation of a GenBank genome assembly
AUGCUACCUCAGCCUUCCAGCCCGACCUCUGUGCCUUCGUCGCACCCUGAAAACAGCCAGCCCCUCGAUCAGCACCAAGAUACAGAACAACAAUCUGAGCCCAUUCCUGCUCCUCAAACUAUACCUUCAAGUACGCCACCAAAGAAGAUGUUGAAGCUGAGCACUGGUGGUACUCUGGUUUCUCCUUCGUCCAAGCCAUUGCCAGUCAAGGAGGACGCUCAGAUCAAGAAGCCUGCGAAACGAGGAAGACCCAAGAAAGAGAAACAGAAGCUACUGGUCACCCUACGCUACCCUCCCAAUCAUGCCUUGGGACACCAAAUAACACGCAUAAUGGACGGCUCCGAGACUUUCAAGAUUUCGAAACCUACUUCUAUGCCUCCUCCANNCCCAAGCCCAAGGCGCCCAAAGCUGAUCCUUCCAAACCGACGCAUCCUUUCUUUUCCGGAAAACCGAACGAGCCCNAAAUCAGUCUCUACUACUUCUCGGAAGGGUCAAAUGGAUCACAAGGCCAGCAAUGUGCUUAGCCCACGAAGACCGUCAGCCGUAACCCCUGGCAAAUUACGGGCACAAGCACGAGAGAAUGGUUCGAGAAACGCGGACAACGCUUCUAGCUUCCCGCAGUUCGGUGCGAACAAAGACAGAAACAUUAUCAAACAACCCGGCAUGGUUGAAGCUCCAUUUCCGCCAAAAGGUCAUGCUCACAUUCGUGGAGACUUUUAUUACCACACAAGCCAACCUCAGGGAGAUUCAGUCGCCGCCAUACCUCGCUCGACCCGCAAGAUGAAGUACAAGAAACCCCUUCUGGACCCGUCUGAGAGUACUUUGACCCGUGUAGAGCGCGACCUCGACUUUCAUCAGAAAAACACGCCAAGGCCUGAUGGUUUCUACGAUCCUCCAUCUUCGCUACGUGUUCCGUCUCGCCAUCUUGUUCCUGGUUUGUUCGCUCAGAAAUGGAUUUGUAAUGAACUUCAUACUCAACCGUCAACGGACGAACUCCAGUUUGUUCCAGGAACUUAUCGCAAUUUUGUCCACCCAGCGUGCGAAAGCCUCUACCUUGGGUUACCAAACAUACUCACACCAUUUGAUCAUGGACGGUCAGAAGUACAAGCUUGGGCUCAGAAGUAUGCACCUCAAUGUGCGAGCCAAGUCUUGCAAUUGGGAAGAGAGGCAACAUAUCUGAGAGAGUGGAUGAAAGCUCUCACUAUUAGUGCAGUCGAGUCGGCUGGUUCACAUGUUCUCAAGCAUGACAAAGCAGAUCGCGACCGUGGACCCAAAAAGAAACGUCGCAAGAAGGCCUCAGGCUUAGACGAUUUCAUCGUUAACGACGAUGAUGUCUACAAUGAUACAGAGGAACUUGUUGAACUGGAUCCUCCAUCGCAAUCGUGCCGGGGAAAGAGACCAUCUCUUGUGCGCAACACCGAUUUCAAGGAACAGUCUAUCCGCUCUAAAAUUUCAAAUUCGGUCGUCGUAAGUGGACCACCUGGCUGUGGAAAGACUGCUAUGGUCUACGCUGCGGCAAAGGAGUUAGGGUUCGAAAUAUUUGAGAUCAAUCCCGGCUCGCGCCGCAGUGGUAAAGAUGUGCUCGACAGGAUUGGAGACAUGGUGGAGAAUCACCUGGUGCAGAAUCGCUCACUCGAUACUGGUAACACAUCUGCUGACGAAGAUGCUGGUCGACUGUCUGAUGCCUUUAACAAGGACCUCGAAUCUGGUAGGCAAGGCACCAUGAAGUCUUUCUUUACAUCUAAACCGAAGUCGGCACCACAACCAAAGAAAGAGAAGAAGCCAAAACUCAACGUCGACCAAGUACAAAAGGUCUUAUCAUCUUCGAAGCCAUCACGAGGACAAAAGCAGUCACUGAUCUUGCUGGAAGAAGUCGAUAUCAUGUUCGAGGAAGACAAAAACUUCUGGACCACUGUCUUUACCUUGCUGCAGAGUUCAAAGCGUCCCGUUAUUAUGACCUGCAACGAUGAAGAUCUUGUACCUCUUCAAGCCAUUAACUUUCAAGCACUUCUUCGUCUACCUACUCCGCCUACGGACAUCGCUACAGACUACAUGUUGUUGCUGGCAGCUCAAGAGGGUCAUUUACUACGUCGAGAUGCAGUAUCGACACUAUGCGAAGCAAAGCAUCAUGACCUGCGUGCUAGUAUCGCAGAGCUGCAAUUAUGGUGUCAAAUGGGCGUUGGCGACCCCCGAGGCGGACUCAGCUGGAUCUAUCCCAGAUGGCCGGUCGGCAGUGGACUGGACGAACAUGGUCAGCCUAUACGAGUUUUCAGUGAGAGAAGUUACCAAGCAGGCAUGGGAUUCGUUGCACAUGAGACAAAUUUCUCCUUGGAAGGCACAGAGGACGACGAAUUGCUGAAGGAGUCUUGGGAAGGCUGGAACAUCGAUCCUCGUCAAGAAUUAUUUGCUGAGGUUACAAGCACACCUCCAGGCUUGGAAGAGUCAACGUCGAAGUCACGGAUGGCCGCACUACAGCAGUAUUCGCACUUAUCUGACAGCCUUAGCGACAUGGAUGUAUUCUGUCGAAUUGGUCUGCCUGGCAAAGAGAAUCACAAGACUGAUGCGACUCAGCCCGAGCUACCACUCAAAGCCCGUGCGAGUUACAUCAAUGGCAUGGCGCUGCUUCAGACACCAGAACUUGUUGACUAUAGUACCCUUGACACCCAACUCGCGGUUUCUGCUUCGCGUCUCGCACGCAAGGUCUUCUCUGGUCUUGUGAACUCUCCUCCGUCAAGUCUAGUGAGGCGUGUGGUCGAGACUCACUCUCCAAAUAACAAAGCAACUCAACUCACUCGUGGAGACAUUUCGGCAGCCUUCGACACGAUAGCCUCCAUGAUGACUACUCCGACAAGCGGUCCGCCGAGUAUGGCUUAUUCCGUGUUCGAUGGCCCUCUUCAGACCGUGGUUACCGAUGUCGCACCAUUUGUCCGCAGCAUCGCUGCAUAUGACCUCGCUCUAGAAACGCACCGAGAUAAACUGCAGGGUAGCAGUCAGGGAUCAACAAGUGGUGGCGGCGCAGGGGGUAAACGAGCUCGAACAACACGAGCUGCUCGCAGCGCACUGGAAGGCGGCCAGCGUCAACUCACCCGACGAGAACGCUGGUUUGAUCCAGCUUUCGAUCUCGAACUUGCUCUGCGGACUGCCGGAAACUGGCCUCGCAUUGAGGGUGGCAUUGCAGAAACACGAUUGCAUAGCCCUGGUCUCGACACGUCGAUGCAGAUGGAGUGA